Hevea brasiliensis (rubber tree) is the source of this 3474-nucleotide messenger RNA. RefSeq names its product chlorophyll(ide) b reductase NOL, chloroplastic. NCBI's taxonomy places the organism in Eukaryota, Viridiplantae, Streptophyta, Magnoliopsida, Malpighiales, Euphorbiaceae. The transcript is spliced from 9 exons. The coding region runs from base 40 to 990 and encodes 316 amino acids. The record is from RefSeq and is a predicted model, not a curated record. Gene Ontology annotation, molecular function: oxidoreductase activity.
AGAAUUUUUUAUGGAUGAGAAUGAAUUCAUUUUACAGCAAUGUCGAUUUCUUGUGCUUCUAUCUUCACUCCUUUCUCUCACCCGCGCUUCCUUCCUUCGCGCUUCCACCGUUGCGCUUUCUUCAGCGUUGCUUCCCUCCAAAAGCCUAUCAAUCCAUGGGAAACCACUAACUCUGCCAUGGCUGCAAAUAUCAUUCCUCCUAUGGCGGGGAACCUGUCUUCUUUGAAUAGAGAGGCCAUGGUGCCACCUUACAAUGUCCUAAUCACUGGCUCAACAAAGGGAAUAGGGUAUGCACUAGCUAAAGAGUUUCUAAAGGCAGGUGACAAUGUCUUGGUUUGCUCAAGAUCAGUUGAGAGGGUGGAGUCUACUAUUCAGAGCUUGAGAGAAGAAUUUGGAGAGCAACAUGUGUGGGGUACAAAAUGUGAUGUAAGAGAAGGACAAGAUGUGAAGGAUUUAGUUGCAUUUGCAAAAGAAAACCUCAAGUACAUUGAUUUAUGGAUUAAUAAUGCAGGAUCAAAUGCAUAUAGCUAUAAGCCUUUAGCAGAAGCAUCAGAUGAAGAUCUUAUUGAAGUUGUUUCUACAAACACCCUUGGUUUAAUGAUAUGUUGUCGAGAGGCAAUUAAAAUGAUGUUGAACCAACCUCGAGGGGGCCGUAUAUUCAACAUUGAUGGAGCUGGUUCAGAUGGAAGACCAACCCCAAGAUUUGCUGCAUAUGGGGCAACCAAGCGUAGUGUGGUGCAUUUAACAAAAUCAUUACAGCCAUUAAAAAAAGAACAGUGGAAUAACAAUACCAGACAAGAAACACAGUUGUACAGGUUCAAACAAAUAGGUCCAAGUAUCAAGGUGCAAAUGAGGCGAGAGGAACAGGUUGGGCAGAGGCGUGAUGGUCAGGGGAGAACAUCGGAAGAAGAUUCAGCUAGAAAAUGUUGUUGGAAGAGGGUUCACGCGCCAGCGCAUGGAAAACUAGUAAGAUCUUAUGUUGGCGUGUGAGUCCACAUGCUUCAUCGGAAGGUGACGAUUCUCUGGUGACAAACCGAUAAGAGGCUGGUUUCCUCCAAGGGUAGAUGGUGACAGUUCAACCCCUUCUACAGGUCACUAGAAGCUUACCCACUUAGAAAACUUAGAUCUUAAAAAAAAAAGAAAAUUACUCCACUAGAAGGUGCCUGUGCUCUGAUACCAUGAUUAACUAGGUAUUUGGAAGAGAAAAAUUCUAUAUUUUCGAUAUAUAAAAACUUUGUACACUUUAUUCUAUUUAUAUACAAUGAUUCUAGAUAUAAAAAGAAGCCUUGAUAGACUAGAAGACUAUCGUAACAGAAAGAAAGUAAUUACAAUUAUAUACAAAUUCUACAACGAAUGAAACACUCAUACAGUCAUACAGGUGAAUGAAACAUGGGAUUCCAACAGUUUUCAACACUUGAAGUCUUGUGUCACAUUGAUCUCCAUUAAUUAUUUGACUUCCUUUCUUCUUGUAAAUUCCACUAAUGCCAUUUAAUUAAGUAUUCUUGACAUAUCAAGGUGAAAAGUACAAUAGAAAUAAGCUCAAAUACACAAAUAAAUGAAUUUAUAACCAAUAGUAAUUAUAACAAUUUUAUAAUACAACCCUUGUAUAUAAUAAAAUUAAUUAUUACAUUCCCAAAAAGAAUAAAAGGAGCAAUCAAUUACAUUGGUUUCCUAAGUCUAUGAUCAUCCAUUAUGUAUAGGCAUACAUUCAACAAUUGAAUGGUAAAACAUUUUAAAUAUCAUAUAUUUAAAAUAAUAUUUGGAAUCUCAUUCCAAUAAUAAAUUAACUUGGUUGAAAUUGUAGUUAAAACAUUUCAACAUGAGAUUUGAAAAUGUAAAUGACCCAAGAACUACCUUAUGUAACUCUUACACAUCAUAGUACGACAUAUGUAUAACUCCAUACUGAAUUGGAAGUGCCCAGUGCAACAUUUGUACCUUCUCAUGCAACCUUUGCAUAAGGUUCAACGUGCCCCAUGCUUGUUAGCAUGCUCCAUGCCAUAGGCAAUUUCACCUAAGGCAUAGUUUAGCAUGCCUCAGGCUAAUGGUCAUGCGUAUUUCGGUAAUUUCACAAUUUAACACUAGGUGCCAGCAUGUCUCAUGCCAGGGGUCAUGCAAAUCUUAGCAAGUUUGAAAUUUUAGCACUGGGUACUAGCAUGCCCCGUGCUAGAUAUAAAGAUUUUCAACACUAGUGUAGCAUGUCCCAUGAUAUACCCUAUGCAAACUUUUACUGGCUUGGGGAAUGACAAAAAAAUUGUUCUUUUCUCAUAUGAAACACUUGAAUUCAACCAUGCCAAAAGUCAUUUCAUAAUGAAUCUCAAAAAUUUUGUUUUUCAACACUUGCACCAACAAAAUUUCUUCAAUUUCAACCAACAUUUAGCAUAUAAAAAGCUCAUAAAUGCAAAUUGGAUGGCUCUAAUACCAAUUGAAAGCGCGAUUUGAGCAACGUAAGUUUAAAAUUGUAUUUUUGCCUAGGUUAUAUGCAUUUCAUGCCAAACUAAUUUUUACUAAUUUGUUCAAAGCAACAAGGUUCAACAUUUGUAACCACAACUAAUAUCUUGGCUAUUUUGCAAUUUAGAAAACUUAAAGGAACAUGCACUUAAAUUAAGUUUUAGGAUUUUACUCGAUGGGGCACUGAAUCACUAUUCAAUCACCUAAUCUGAGUAGCUAGGCCUCCAAAUGUAUCCCUCUAGUCUGUUCACGCAAACUCAACAAUCAAGACGAUCCAACCCUUGAACCGCAAUCCCCUUAAAGUUCUCUCUCUUUCGUCAAUCGAUUUGCACAAAAGGGUUUUACUAGGGCAAUUGAAGAAACAAUUCUUUCAAUUUCUAAUUCAAGAGUUACAUCUUCUAAUGUCUCUUGAAUUGAGUUAACAAGAAGAGCUUGAAGGUGUUAAUAAUGGAGUCUAGUUGAGAGAAGGGAAGAAGAUGAAUGUGAAACACUAAAGUAUCUCUAAACUUGCAUUGGGUUUCUUUUCAUAUUUUAUGGAUUCCCAUAUCCCUAAAGUGGUUGGGAAAUCUCCAAGUUUUAGAGAUUUCAAAUCCAUAACUAAGUGAGUAGAGGAGGAAUCUUCUCCUUUUUGGAGACACUUUACCACCUGUCACACACGUCAUAUUUUGUCUCCCACUGACAUGACUCAUGACAUCAUGUGUCAAAAGACUUUAAAACCCACUCAAGUAUCUUCUUUUUCACUAUGACAUGCCUCUUGCUACAUUUUCCUUGAUGUAACAUGCUCCAUGCAACAUUUGCCAUAGUUCAGCAUGCUCCAUGCUGCAUUUGUCUUGGUGUAGCAUGUUCCAUGCUAUCGUUGCAUACCCCAAGUAACACUUACACUGGGUUGCGACAAUGUCCCAUGCUGCAUUCCAUGCGAUUCUCGGCAUAUCUUGUUCUUUUCUUGCAUUUUCUUUGAAUCUAGUUUCAAGUUAUGCUAGAGACUUUAUAAUUUUAUUGCAAACUAAAUUCAUUAAUUUAAUUAAU